GCAAGAGGAGGGGCAGUGAAUUUCUGAGUGGGAGUACCAUUCAGAGACAACCAUUUCUGCCUUCUGUCUUAUAGCCCCUCACGCACACAAGGGAUCCAGGAUCAGAAAGGCCAACUUCUUCCACCUCUUUUCUGGAUCAGCUUUCUCUGCCUGCAUCCCUGCAUGGCAUAGACACAGAUAUGAGCAAUCAGCAAGUGAUUUAUUCCACCCUGAGAUUUCUUCAGUCUUCUUCAGAGUCACCAAAUAGAUUAAGGCCACGUAGGACUCAAAGGCCUGGGAAAAAUGAUGGCAAAGGGUUUUCAGUGACCUGGCAUCUCAUUGCAGUGAUUCUUGGGAUCUUGUGUUUACUACUGUUGGGGACAGUCACCCUACUGGGGACAAAGAUUUUUCAGUAUAUUCAAGAAAACCAUCAGCUGGGGGAAGUGAUAGGAAACUUGACUCGAGAGCACCAUAUUUUGCAAAAUGACAGCUACUUAAAGGAGCAACUUUUGACAAAUAUGAUUUCGGAAUAUAACAUUCUCAAAAAUGAAUCGCUUCAGCAGAAAAAGGAACAGGAUUUACUGUUUGCAGACAGGAGAUGUCAGAGAGGAAAUGAAGGCAAACUCUAUGAAAACCGCUGGUCCUGUUGUGGAAUAAAGUGUUAUUAUUUUAUUCCUGAAAGUAAAAACUGGAACGGAUGUAAACAGACUUGCCAAAGUUAUAAUUCAUCUCUUUUGAAGAUAAACGAUGAAGAUGAACUGGCCUUUAUUCAACCCCAAACUUAUAGGAAUAACUACUGGAUUGGAUUAUCAUAUGAUGAUAGAGAACAAAAAUGGAAAUGGAUUGACACUGGUCCACCUUUUGGGAUUAACUAUACAUUCAUGAGUUCUUCUGGAAGAGGACAAUGUGCAUUUUUAACCCCAACAAGAAUAACACCUAUUGAGUGCUCUAAGACCUACAAUUGUAUCUGUGAGGAGAGAAUUGAUGAUAUUUUCUCUGCCUGCUUCAAUAGAUACAAGAAGAAAAGGGAGAAAGCGCAAGAGAGCACAAGCAGGGGGAGCAGCAGAAGCAGGCUCCCCACUGGGCAGAGAGUCCGACACAGGGCUUGA
This is a messenger RNA of Callorhinus ursinus (northern fur seal), 1088 nucleotides long. Its product is annotated as killer cell lectin-like receptor 2. The record is from RefSeq and is a predicted model, not a curated record. Lineage: Eukaryota; Metazoa; Chordata; Mammalia; Carnivora; Otariidae.